AUGACAGCAGUCAAUACUUCCAUGUCCAUCAGAUCGCUGUUGAACCCGCAGCAAGAAGAUGCAGAUAUCAAGGGGCGACGACACCCUUUUGACUCCUCGAUUCGACGCUUGCAAAUCAACAUUACCAAGGACACGCAGGCUGGUCGUCGGCAUCAACUCCCGCCAAAGACACAUCACGGCAGUCAUGAGCAAAGAUAUCUCACAAAGAUCGGCGGUAGCAACAAGGAACUACAACGAAAAGCAUCAGUAGGGAGGCACAAAUAUGAAGAUUCUAACUUGGUCUUCAGCGCCUACUCCACCUCAACCACAAUAAGUGGACAUCGAAGACCACCUCGGCCAAGAUACACGCGUGAAGAAAUGCAUUUCAUCUGGUACCACCGUGUAGAUCUUGAGAAAGAAUGGCCAGAUUGCAUAGCGGCCUUCAACGAACACUUUUGCAGCCAGGGGCACACAAAGCGAAACAUACCGGGAAUCCAAUGCAAAUUCUACCGUUUUAUUAACGCUCAGAAAUGCCCCACGGUGCAGAAGCCGCAACGUUCCAAGAACAGAAUUUUACCCGAACAUGGUGUUGUUGACUGGUGUCGCGUUUCGUAUCCCUGGAUGAAAGCUGAGGGUGGGGGUAGUUAAUUAGUGUUGGCUUUGCUGUGACUGACUUGGUUCCUAUUCCUAUUCCAUGUUGAGUCUUCCUAUUGAUAUUGCAUAUCUAAUUCCAAAUGGGCAAAUACCUUGAAUCCGA
This is a messenger RNA of Talaromyces stipitatus ATCC 10500, 736 nucleotides long. RefSeq lists its product as uncharacterized. The record is from RefSeq and is a predicted model, not a curated record. The transcript has a single exon. Bases 1 to 627 code for a protein of 208 amino acids. NCBI's taxonomy places the organism in Eukaryota, Fungi, Ascomycota, Eurotiomycetes, Eurotiales, Trichocomaceae.